UACAACACACACACUACACACACUCUCAUACAUCACACACACUACACCCACUCUCAUACAACACACACACUCUCAUACAACACACACACACUCUCAUACAACACACACACACUCUCAUACAACACACACACACUCUCAUACAACACACACACACUCUCAUACAACAAACACACUACACACACUCUCAUACAACACACACACUACACACACUCUCAUACAACACGCACACUACACACACUCUCAUACAACACGCAGACCACACACACUCUCAUACAACACGCACACUACACACACUCUCAUACAACACACACACACAGUGGCCCAUGUCUGACAGAAGGACUUUGGUUUUAUGCUCACAUAAGCAGACAUUGCUCUGAGCAAAAGCAAGAAAGCACAGGAGGUGGAAGCUUUGCUGGGUGAAAAUGAUAUGUUACAAGCAAAACUGCACAGCCAAGAGGAUGAUUUCCGGUUGCAAAACAGCACGUUAAUGCAGGAGCUCUCCAAGCUCUGUUCUCAAAUUGAGCAACUGGAGGCAGAAAACAAGCAAGUGAAAGAAGGUACAUCUGCCCCGACCGCUUCUUCUGGGGCUGCAGAGGGAGAACUAAGGAGGCUUCAGGCAGAGAACACUGCUCUGCAGAGAAAUAUUACAACUCUUCAGGAGUGCCAUGAAAAGGAAUUGGCUGCUUUGAGGUGCCAGGAACUCCAGGCUAAUGGACUCCGCUCAUCCCUUAGUGAAAAUGCAGCAGAGAGAGAUUCAGCAUCGCAGUCAGACGGACAGGGCAACCUGAAUGGGAACGAUUCAGAGAGGAGCAUGAGAGACCUACAAGCUGUUAGAUUGAAACUAGAGACGGAGACCGAAGAGAACAGGCUACUGAAGGAGCAGAUACAAAGCCUGCAGGCAGAGAUUGCCAGGCUACAGGACGAACAGAUAAAGACAACUGAAAAGUUGAAGAAGAAACAUGACAGUUACCUACGGCUACAGACAGAUAAAGAGGCUCUUUACAAUGACAGCAGGACUAAAAUUGAAGAAAUUCAACAAAAGAAAGAGGAAGAAUUAAAAGUGUUUGCUCUACAAACCCAGAAGAUCCAGCAAGAUCUGCAGGUAUCCCAGCAGAGCUGUGGUGAGCUUAGGGAGCAGCUGAAGAGCCAGAAUGAGGAGCAUGAGAGAGCCGUGCAAGACCUGCACCAACAGGUGGCUUGUCAGAGCGCGGUGAGCCAGGAGCAGGUGGAAAAUAUUCUCCAGGAAAACGAUGCUUUGCGCACCAACCUGGCAGCGUUAGAGCAGAUUCAGACUUCUAGGACACAAGAGCACAGUCUCCUCCGGGACCAGAAUUUAGCCCUUACAGCAGAAUUGCAGCAGCGGCAGAAUGAAAAGGAGAGUCUUUUGGCUCAAAGAGAUGAUCUGAAAACUCAGCUUCAGGAGUCUGUCCGUGCUAAUACUCGCCUGUUGGAGCAACUGCAGGAACACACUCAAGAAAUACAGCACUUGCAGCAAGAGCUUGAUGAAACUCGCAAGAGUGCUGACAAGAGGAAAGCCAUGCUGGAUGAGAUGGCUAUUGAGAUGCUACAAGAGAAGACCAAGCACAAAGAGGAUUUGGGGAAUGUGAGACUUCAGCAUGAGAAGGAAGUACUAAGUAUAAGGGCCAAGUAUGAAAAGGAACUCAGGGAGCUACAUGAAGAAAAGCAUCGGGGAGAGGAGGAACUUAAAGGGCAACUUAGGGAUGAGAAGGCUCGCAGCAGAGAGCUGGAGGGUUUGCAACAGACAACCGAAGAGCUGCGCUUACAAAUCCAGUCACUAGAGGGAACCAAAGGCUGGUUUGAAAGGAGGCUUAAGGAAGCAGAGGAAGCAGUUGAGCGGAAUCAGUUGCAGCAUGAAGAGGAUUUGGCGAAGAUCAGAACUGAGCAUUUAGCUGAUCUGCAUAUAAAAAACCAGGAAGUGGAGGGUCUGAGGGCGCAACUGGAAACAUCUGCAAAAGAGAGGGACCGUCUUCAGGAGACUAUUAACCAGCAAAAACAGGAAAUUAAAGAUACUGUGGAUGGGCAGAGAAUACUGGAAAAGAAAGGAAGCGCUGCUCUGAAAGAUCUAAAAAGGCAGCUGCACCUGGAGAGGAAGCGAGCAGACAAACUGCAGGAACGUUUGCAGGAGAUUCUCACUAACAGCAAGACCCGCACAGGUUUAGAAGAACUGGUGUUGGCUGAAAUUAGCUCACCAAGCCGCACACAGACUGGAGACAGCAGCAGCAUCUCAUCCUUUAGCUACAGAGAAAUAAUGAAGGAGAAUUCAGUACCUAGUGGUAACAAGUCUAAUACCGGAAGCCCUCAAUCCAGUCUUCAGCGGCCGGCAGAGCUUUCAGAUGAAGAGGUGUCUGAACUAUUCCAGAGAUUGGCUGAAAUCCAACAAGAAAAAUGGAUGCUGGAAGAAAAGGUGAAACACCUUGAAGUAAGCAGUGCAUCUAUGGCUGAUGAUCUAUGCAGGAAGAGUGAAAUUAUUGAGACUUACGUUAUGGACAGCAGGAUUGAUGUGUCAGGAGCUCACGGACAUGUGGACCGGAGCAGUCUGGGUAGUGUCUUGCGGGACCUAGUGAAGCCUGGAGAUGAGAACCUCAGGGAGAUGAACAAGAAGCUUCAGAACAUGCUGGAAGAGCAACUGACCAAGAAUGUGCACUUACAGAAGGAUCUUGAGGCUCUGUCACAGGAGAUUGUUCGAUUAAGCAAAGAAUGUGCUACAGCCCAAGAUAUCCAGCAGACACACCCAGCCAGCUGAAGAUCUGACCCUGCAUCUCUCUCUAGUGUCCCCCAUACCCUCCUUUAUAUGAUCUCCCCCCUCUCCCUCUGUCUUAAAUAAUGUUAUUUUAAGUGCAAUAUCAUUUUGUUUUACAAAUGAUUUGCACAGUUUAUGUCUGUACCUAUCCAGAUCUCUUCCAGCCCUGCCACACAUCUACCAGUGUCCCUUUCUUAUGUCCUCUGCCACCUCUCACACUUUCUGUGUGUCGUUCCUCUCUGCCCCCCACUUUUCUGUGCCCUUCUUUUACUUUCACAAUCGUUUUACUUGGUUCACCGUCCUAUUCUGUACCUCUCAUUGGCUGCCUGGGGGAGAUCAUCUUAAAACCAGUGUAACUAAAGAUCAUUUAUGAAACAUUCCUCUGGGGUCUUUCAGAUCCCUAAAAGUGCAAGAAAAGUAUCCACUAUCCCUCCCUUUCUUUCUCAGUGCUUCAUCCAAAACCGUAACCCUAGAAAGAACUUGCAGCCAUUGGCACUGUCUGACAACUUUAUGCCAUAACAGUACUGUAAUAUACAGUGAGGUGUGUGCCAGCCUCCCGUGUAGGUCUAUUUAAUGCAGCUUGUAAACUGAUUUGUAUAUAUGAAUGCCCAUUGCUUAUGAUUUUGUGCCUCUUGGUUUCUGCGCGCUGAGCUUGGUUUGUCUUAUCUGUCCAUUCGUUUUUGUUCAAAUGAAGCACAGAUUGUUCUCAGCAGAGAAGGAACAUGGAAGCAAAUUUGAAGGCAAUAAGCUGCUCUCCGCCUGCAGCUCCCUCCCUUUUGCCCAGCCAAUGUGGGGGAGCCUUGGCACCUGCUUUAUAACUUUGUGCAUGGACGCUGCUAACUCUGGGCUACAACCUGUAUGGGCUAGAAAUAAAAGUAGAAGCACUCAGUCAUGUAACUCUCUACUGUGGUUAUUAACUGUUGUCUACUGUUUAUGGCUAAUGCUAGACCAUAACGGUAAAAUAACCUUCCAUAUUUUAUCUGCAGGAAGUGGUGUGGACAUCCCCUUGGUUACUCCCCUCAUCCCACUCUAUGUUCUAGAUCAGUGAUGGACAAUUCCUAACACAUGGAGGCCACAGAUGAAUAUUUUAGAGUUUUUAAGGGCCCCCUACAUUAUAUAAUAAUAUAUUUUGACUGGGUUGCCUACCCACCAGAAGUCCCUGAAAUACCCAUUAUCCGUUUGUUUUCCCUGAUUACAAAAACUAUGGUGUGGUUCACAGGCCCACUAGUUGGCUAUGACGGGUGCACUUGGACUCUGUUUCUGUUUGUUCUAUGACUGAUUGCUUCUUGGGUGACUUAGCCUUCAUAGUGACCUUUUGGGUGACUGUGUUGGUUUAAAGGCACAUUCCAGUCAAAAUUGGAGUCCACAUAGAUGCAUUUCAGUUUUGAAUAGAAGCAUUUUUAUAAUAUACAUGUAUUAGCAAAAAUGCUUCUAAUAAAAGUUAUAGCUGUUUCAAAAGUGUAUUUAAAUAUGCACCGUGCACCAGCAUUUUAAACACAGCACUUGCUCAGAGAGCCUAAGGUGGUUGUACCAUCUGGUAAUGACUCAAUUUGUUAAUUGCUGACAUGAUACAAGCCCCACUGGCUCUCUGAGCAGCUGCAGUAUUUAAAAUGCUGGUGCACUGAGAAUAUCUAGAUAUGCUUGACAUGCACGUACAGAGAAAAUUGUUGACAUUAAACCAGUGAUAACUUUUAUUAGAAGCAUUUUUGCCAAUACUUCUAUAUUGCAAUUCUGUUUCUAAUAAAAGAUGUAUAAAUUUUGACCGGAAUGUCCCUUUAACUAUUACUGCCCGUACUGUACUUCUGGUCACACUGCUCUGCUAGGUGACUGCACUAUAUUUAUGCAUUACACUGCCCUUAUUAUUCUACUGUCUGUGGUACUGCCCUAUGUUACGUUCCCUCCUGCAGGAAGCUUUUUGUGCCCUUUUCUGCCCACUAAGUAAUAAUCUAAUGAUGGGCUGUGCCCACACAAAACAGGUUUCUCUGUUUAUGCACUAAAUUACUUUGGAUGAUAUGCCCCUACGAUUGCAGACUGAGAGCAUGGCCUCUUGUUCUAGCAUUUCUCUUUUAAAUAUAUGACCUUUCUGUAUUAUGUUGAAUCCUUUAAUUUAUUUUUUUAAUGUUUGUUGUAAUUCAUCUUUCUUCUUUCCUCUAACCUAUUCAUAUUAAAGUUAUUAUGUUUUCCUGUUAUAA
Messenger RNA from Bombina bombina (fire-bellied toad), 4953 nucleotides. RefSeq names its product GRIP1 associated protein 1 (gene GRIPAP1). The transcript has 26 exons. Gene Ontology annotation, biological process: regulation of recycling endosome localization within postsynapse; regulation of neurotransmitter receptor transport, endosome to postsynaptic membrane; regulation of modification of synaptic structure. Bases 428 to 2764 code for a protein of 778 amino acids. NCBI's taxonomy places the organism in Eukaryota, Metazoa, Chordata, Amphibia, Anura, Bombinatoridae. Gene Ontology annotation, cellular component: postsynaptic recycling endosome; glutamatergic synapse; extrinsic component of postsynaptic early endosome membrane. The record is from RefSeq and is a predicted model, not a curated record.